AUGGUUUCCACUGAAUUCAACGAAAAGGCUGAUGCCGUCAAGAACUUGACCCAACGUCCAUCCGACGACGAAUUGUUGAAGUUGUACGGUUUGUUCAAGCAAGCCACCACCGGUGACAACACCACCGCCCAGCCAGGUGUCUUCAACCUCAAGGGCAAGUACAAGUGGCAAGCCUGGAAGGAGCUCGAGGGCACCUCCCAAGAAGACGCCGAGAAGCAAUACAUUGCCUUCGCCGAUGAAUUGUUGGCCAAGUACCAAUAA
Molecule: messenger RNA, 261 nt
Organism: Suhomyces tanzawaensis NRRL Y-17324
Lineage: Eukaryota; Fungi; Ascomycota; Pichiomycetes; Serinales; Debaryomycetaceae
Gene: ACB1
Product: long-chain fatty acid transporter
Exons: 2
Coding region: 1-261 (86 amino acids)
Biological process (GO): fatty acid metabolic process
Molecular function (GO): long-chain fatty acyl-CoA binding
Source: RefSeq, a predicted model, not a curated record